Molecule: messenger RNA, 6228 nt
Organism: Poeciliopsis prolifica (blackstripe livebearer)
Lineage: Eukaryota; Metazoa; Chordata; Actinopteri; Cyprinodontiformes; Poeciliidae
Product: A disintegrin and metalloproteinase with thrombospondin motifs 14
Exons: 22
Coding region: 470-4147 (1225 amino acids)
Biological process (GO): proteolysis; extracellular matrix organization
Cellular component (GO): extracellular matrix
Molecular function (GO): metalloendopeptidase activity
Source: RefSeq, a predicted model, not a curated record
UAACUCGGUGCUGUUACUGCUGAAAAAAAAAAGUUUUGAAAGAGAGGAGGAAAGAAAAGGGGAGAGGGGAAAAAGUGGGCAACAACUUCCAACCGUCCCGGUUCUUAUACCGGAGAGAUUGUCGUCAUCAGCAGCACCCCCAGAUAUCUCUCCCCCACCUUCCCCCCCUCCCCCGGCUCGGUUCCCUAAAUGGACGCGGCAGUUUCGGUGUGUGCAGUUCAGCGAGGGCCAACACACUGGAAGCAGCUUCAGUUUGGCGUGUAGACGGGGGAGGACGCUGAGAAAUGCCCGGCUGCCUCGCUGGAGCUCAGCUCUGAGCACUUUUGCUUUUGCGUCUUGGCUCUUUUUCAUUGGAGGUGGAGAGGAACUCUACUCACAAAGUUUACUACAGAAAGGAAAAGUAAAAAAAAAAAAAAAAAAAAAAAAAGAAAGAAAAAAAAGUGGCAGCUCUCACACUUUAGCCCUCGCUAUGGAUUGUUUAUAUUUAUUGAUGUGCUUUUCACUUUGUCAAGUAUGUAUGGACCAUAUUCUGGCUGCGGAAUCAGAGGAAAAACUCUCUGGAAAGUUAAGUGAAUAUGGUCUUAUGGUGCCAUUCAGCACAGACUCCCAGGGCCAGUACAUUUCUCACGUGGUUUCUGCUGGAAGUGGAAGUAAAAGUGAGGCUGCUGAUGAGAAUCUCUCAGCUCCUGGCAGCAGAAGAAGAAUGGCCCGCAGUGCCCCCCAGACGCCCUCAGUCACCUCUAGUACGGGUCAGCACUUGUUUUUCAAUGUCACCUUGUUUGGGAAAGAGCUCCACCUUCGCCUGAAGGCCAACAGGAGGCUGGUGGCGCCGGGAGCUUUCGUGGAAUGGCAGGAGGACUUUAAGGAAAAGACCAAGGAGCGCAUCCAUCGGGACUGUGUCUUCACCGGUGAUGUGACCGACAUGCCAGAGGCCUCUGUGGCCAUCAGCAACUGUGAUGGACUGGCAGGCCUGAUCCGCACUGAUAAUGGCGAGUUUUUCAUUGAACCACUUGAGAAAGGCCAACAGGAUGUGGAAGUAAAGGGCCGAGUGCACGUGGUCUACCGCAGAUCGGCCAUCAAGCGGGAGACGGGCCAGCGGAAAGAGGACUUACUCAAUGAAGUGGCAGAUGUUGGCAUCGCAGACCUUCCUGCAGCUCUGGAUUUGGUUGAACAUAAACUCUCUGAGUCCGAGCGCAAAAGGAGGCACGUGAAAAAAGACGACUACAACAUCGAGGUUCUGCUGGCUGUGGAUGACUCAGUGAUCCGUUUCCAUGGCAAGGAGCACGUGCAGAAUUACGUUCUCACCCUAAUGAACAUUGUUGAUGAGAUCUACCAUGAUGAGUCUUUAGGAACCAAUAUCAACAUUGUGCUCGUCCGCAUGAUAAUGGUGGGGUACAGACAGUCCGUAAGCCUUAUUGAGCGUGGUAACCCCUCCCGCAGCCUAGAGCAGGUGUGCCGAUGGGCCAACACUCAGCAGCGCCGUGACCCUGAGCACGCCGAGUACCACGACCACGCCAUCUUCCUCACAAGGCAAGAUUUUGGUCCCGCAGGUAUGCAAGGCUAUGCUCCAGUGACUGGCAUGUGUCACCCUCUGAGGAGCUGCACCUUGAAUCAUGAAGACGGCUUCUCCUCUGCCUUCGUCGUUGCUCACGAAACUGGUCAUGUGCUGGGCAUGGAGCAUGAUGGUCAGGGGAAUCGCUGCGCUGAUGAAACCAGUAUGGGCAGCAUCAUGGCCCCACUUGUCCAAGCAGCUUUCCAUCGCUACCAUUGGUCACGUUGCAGCAAACAGGAGCUCAACAGAUAUAUUCACUCCUAUGAUUGCCUCCUGGAUGAUCCCUUUGAACACAAGUGGCCCAAGCUUCCUGAGCUUCCUGGAAUUAAUUAUUCAAUGGAUGAGCAGUGCCGCUUUGACUUUGGUGUUGGUUACAAAAUGUGCACUGCUUUUCGAACCUACGACCCUUGCAAGCAGCUGUGGUGCAGCCACCCUGACAACCAGUAUUUCUGUAAAACCAAAAAAGGCCCUCCAGUAGAUGGGACGGAGUGUGCACCUGGAAAGUGGUGCUUCAAGGGUCAUUGCAUCUGGAAGUCCAGCCAGGAGCCUCAAGGGCAUGAUGGGAACUGGAGCUCCUGGUCAAAAUAUGGGUCAUGUUCCAGGACGUGUGGAGGUGGAGUUCGUUCCCGCAGCAGGCAGUGCAAUGACCCCCCGCCUGCCUACGGUGGUCGAGACUGCCCAGGCUCUGCAUUUGACUACCAGAUGUGCAACACAGAGGAGUGUGCUGGCCCUUAUGAAGACUUCCGCGCUCAGCAAUGCGUCCAGCGGAGCAACAAAUACCACAACAACAUCAAGCACACCUGGCUGCCAUAUGAGCACCCAGAUGAGGCUCGUAAAUGCGAGCUAAGUUGUAAAUCGAAGGAAACUGGGGAGGUGGUGUUCAUGAACCAGGUGAUGCAUGAUGGGACGAGGUGCAGCUACUCAGACCCCUUCAGCGUCUGCGCUCGAGGAGAGUGUCUGCACGUUGGCUGCGACAAGGAGGUUGGCUCUUACAAAGACGAGGAUAAGUGUGGCGUUUGUGAGGGGGAUAACUCCCACUGUCGGACUGUGAAGCUAACACUCACUAAGACCCCUAAAAAGAAUGGAAUGCUUAAAAUGUUUGAUAUCCCAAUGGGAGCCCGACACAUAAUCAUUGAAGAAAACAAUACCUCCCCCCAUAUUAUUGCUGUGAAGAAUCAAGUAACUGGGCACUUCAUAUUAAAUGAAAAAAGUGAAGCCGCUGAAUCGAAGACCUUCAUUGAAAAUGGUUUACAGUGGGAUUACUCCGUUGAUGGAGAGAGGGAGACAUUAAAAACAACUGGUCCUCUGCACGAAGGCAUUGUGGUUCUGGUCAUUCCACUGGAAGAGGACGUCAAAAUUAGUUUGACUUAUAAGUACAUAAUACACGAGGACCUCCUGCCACUUAUUACCAACAACAACGUGCUUCUUGCCGAGCUGGACACAUAUGAGUGGGCACUGAAAAGCUGGUCUCAGUGCUCCAAACCAUGUGGCGGAGGAAUACAGUACACAAAAUAUGGAUGCAGGAGGAAGAGUGAUGGCCGUUUAGUCCAUCGAAACUUUUGUGAAACCAGCAAAAAGCCUAAACCCAUCCGCAAACGCUGCAACGUGCAAGAGUGCAGUCAGCCCGCAUGGGUGGUGGAAGAUUGGAGUCCCUGCAGUAAGACCUGUGGGAAGCUCGGCUACCAGACCAGGGCAGUGCAGUGCAUGCAGUCGCUCUUCAAUGGCACCAGCAGGGCUGUCCACAGCAAACACUGCACAGGCGAUCGGCCAGAGCUGAGAAGAGUGUGUAACUACACUGCAUGUCCCGCUCAGUGGAGAACAGGGGCAUGGUCUCAGUGCUCAGUGACCUGUGGUGAAGGGAUUCAGCAAAGGCAGGUGGCUUGCAAGGCCAGCGACAGCGCUGUCACAGAAUGUGAGGAUGAGAAGCCAGAAACUGUGCUUAUCUGCAAACUAAGUCCAUGUUCAGAUAAUUCUACAAUGAAGGACAAUGCAGUAUUCCAUGGUGUUUCUGAAAGCCCCUUCCAGAAACUUUCAUCUAAUGAGCCAUGUCUUGGGGAUAAAUCAAUUUUCUGUCAAAUGGAAGUUCUGGCUCGCUACUGUUCCAUCCCUGGUUACUAUAAGCUUUGCUGUGAGUCAUGCAACAAAAAGGAAAGCGACACUACACAUGUUCCUGACUCCAGCUCCAAGACUGAAGCUGAGACCUCCACACCGUCCCAUUCUGCCUCAGCCAAGGCAUCGUGGCUGGCAUCCACCACUCCAAGCCUGCCGCAAACCACUAAAACCAUGAGACGACAGUUGUUCUCCACCAUCCCUUCGCCAACCACGGCUGCCGCUGCUAAGAUUCCUCCACCAACAAAUGCUGCUCUGUCCCCACAUCCCACCAUCGACUCCUUACCAAACAAAGAGAGGAGAGAUUCCCACAUGGAUACUCGUCUACCUCCAGGGCCGCAGCAGCCCAAGCAAGACUCGAGUGGAGGUGUAUCGAAAGAGCGCAAUCCGAUGAGCACUUUAGGCCCUGUUGCCACCAGAUCAAGAAGGGACAAUUUAGGAUCAGAGAGGGACUCAAGUCACAGAACCUUGUUGGCUCAUCAAUGAACUGUGAGCAUUAGUGGGACUGAAUAGAAAAGUCAGCUCACUUCUUGUCUGUGUUUUUUUAACAAUGUUUUUCUGUAUGCCAGUGAACCCUGACAAGCCCAGUGAUGGUUACCUCAUCAAAACCUCAGAGCAAAAUGUGUGAAGCAUCUGCACACACUCUGUUCUCUGUGCUUAAAAUAUGAAGCAGAAGAAGAAGAAGAAGAAAAAGUCAAUACACAGGUGCUGUAAACUAAUCAGACUACAGGACAUGUUCAAAAUGUGAUGACUGCAUAGCUACAUUCAUGUUUUAUAUCUGUGUACAGUUGUGUUAGCCUGUUUUUUUCAAGUGCAUUAGAACUACUAUUGAACUUGGAUUGUGAACAUGUUGGUGCAUGUGCCCACCAUAGCUUCAUUAGUGUAACACCAGAACAAUUGUUGGCCCUUUUCCGGAUAAAAACAGAAUUGUUAUUAGAUCAUGAGGAAAAUAAUUGAUCUCUUCAUUACCUCUUUGUGCCAAGAAAUCUUCAGGUUGGACUUUAGAUAAUCUGGUUCACUUAGAAAAAGGUUUCAUUGGCUCUAGCAGCCUUUAUUUGAUAGAGAUUAUACAGGAAACAGAGAGAGAAGAGAGAAGAUGUGUAGCUAAGGUAUUCUGGCCAAGUCUCGAACCUGCAAUGGUCGUGUUGAGGACUAAGGCCUCCGAAUGUGGAGGGCUUUUUGUUGACUUUACCCCUGCACCACCACAGGACUUCAUCUGGUUCAUUUUUUUUUAACUUAAUCAUAAAUUAUCACCCAAAUAUACCCAGUAGAGGUUUAAUUGGCACCCAUAUUGAUUGAAUUCAAUUCUAUUUCAAUACCAAAAUUAUUAAAAAUAAUAAUUUUUUAAGUAGAAACCCAUUUUUACUGGGUGGAUAAAUCUACUGUAUUACAGAAUAAUUCAUUCAUUUUUUAUCAGAUGGCCAUGGUGCAUUAUUUAAAAAGUAAAAUAAAAUAAAUCAAACAAAAAAUAGAAUUGAUGAUAACAAUACAAUUUAUGAAACCAAAAUAAUUUGACAGGUCAAAAGCUGAUUCCUUCACUCUUUAAAAGAGUGAAGGGGCUGUACAUAAUGUGUUUAAAGACUAAAACUUAUGUUGGAAAUGAAUAAAUUACCGUUGAAAAGAAUAGCAGAGGCUAUUUUUUAGAGUACUUCAGCCCUUAUUUCUCACCUUUCCUAACAUAUUUAGAAUUUAUAAUCUGCAUACUUUAUAAUCUUAACAGCAAUGAGGUUUUAUGUUUCAGUCUACAGAAAAGCAAACUUUUUUUAAGGCUUUCAAGCAACUAAGCUCCAUAUUUUUCCCAGGCUUACAGAUUCUUGUUGAAAAGUAGCACUGAUGUGACAUUGCCAAUUAGUAUUAAAGAUUAAGGCAUUCACUGUCUUGCAUUAUUUUAGUCAUAUUAUAAAUCUUGCUAUCCAAAUUGAACCUAGAAGCAGAUGAUGCAAACCCAGCAAUUAAAAAAAAAAAGUUUUUUGUAUUGAUUUGUUUCAUUUUAGCUUCACAGCUAAAAUCAAUAACAUAAUUUUUUUAAGUGUGUAUUUUUUUUCUGGUGGCACACUGAUAAUUUUAUGGUCUGCAUUUCUGGCAGGGACCUCACUGCUUCCCUGCCUGUGGUGCUCUUUUUUUAUUGCUAUUUUAUUUUCCAAGUCAAAUGAUGAUUUAUCUUAAAUGAAACCAAAUUAUGACUUUUGCAAGAGAACCCCUUCGUACUGUAGCAUGUCCUCUGUUCACCUUUGUGGGACUUGAUGCUUUAAGGACUAACAAAAAAAAAAAGAAAAACUUCAGAAAGAACAUGUUAUGAUAUUUUUGUAACUCCCACAAUUUUAAGAUAAUGUACAUAGUGUAAAUUACAUGUUAAAAGCAUUUGGAAUUAGAAACAAUAGACAAUGCUACAAGUCCAUGAACUGAAGCUGGAAAUACUUUUACACAGUUCCUGCUCUCGAGCUAACAACUUCACUAUGUUCAAUGUAUAGUUCUUGUAUAUACGUACAUGAAUGAAAGCUUUAAGUGUUAAUAUUUAUUGAAUUUCUAAGUGGUAAAGUGAACAAAGUAAAAUUCAUUUAAAAGUA